Molecule: messenger RNA, 1329 nt
Organism: Rhizoctonia solani
Lineage: Eukaryota; Fungi; Basidiomycota; Agaricomycetes; Cantharellales; Ceratobasidiaceae
Product: Cell-membrane associated Mucin15
Exons: 14
Coding region: 1-1329 (442 amino acids)
Source: RefSeq, a predicted model, not a curated record
AUGGUUCGUUCGUUUGCUGUUAGCGCAUUCGCCGUGAUCGGUCUCCUUGCUGCCCAGACCCAUGCUCAGACCGAGCCGAUCUGGAGCAACGUAACUUGUAUUGACCAACUCUGGGCCAACAACUCGAUGGGCUGGUCCCCUUGUUUGGUAUCCGCGCACCUUUCCGCUCAAUGCACAUCCGACAAUUGCUCUGAUACUCGACGAUUCCAGCGUGGGGAGUGCCCGCUAUUGGCGCUGAGGGCCCUUAUUCGCCGCCUAACGGAACUUACGCCAACCUCUGCCGUUGCAAUUCCGUACAGUGGAAUCUCCUCUCAGCCUGCUCUAUGUGCCAGGGCGGCCAAGCCGGCACCUGGCAAAGUGCCUCACUGGGCGUAUUACGACUUCACACUUAGUGGGGUCUUCAAUGCCGUCAUUGCCUCUCAACAGACUGGUCCCGAGUCAUCUGCCGUGGCAUCCGCUACCUCUACAGUGCACCCACUUCGUGAAUCACAAUCGAGCGGCUCCAACACUGGUGCGAUUGUUGGGGGCGUCGUCGGGGGUAUAGUUGGCAUCGCUUUGAUUGCUGUCAUCGCGUUCAUAGUGGUCCGCAAGAACAAACAAAAUCAAAACACGGGAACGGAGGGUCAGUACAACCAGGGACAAUAUAACCCACAGGUAGGACACCAACCCAGCAGUGGGGCGCCAAUGAUGGGUCAAUAUCAAUCCGUCACUCAGCAUUCCGGAAUGUCUCCGAUUGUGGGCUCCGAACACAAGCCUUAUGAUCCAAGGGCGAACUGGAUAUCUAAUUGCUCACACAACGAUGUUACGGUCGGCAGAUACCCUCUUCAACUUCCUCCCUCUGUGGCUAUCCCGAGCUGGGCCUACCUCGAUUUCACUUCCCCAGGUACAUUCCAAGCUGAUCAAGCCCGCCAAGUUGCAACUGCAGCGACAGCGACCGAAUCUAUGAGCACUCGAAUCCAGGCCCCAACUUCUACUACGGGCACGCCUACACCAACGUCGGCUCCUAGCGGCUCCAAUAGUAAUGCAGGUGCUAUUGCGGGUGGUGUUGUAGGUGGUGUGCUCGGCGUCGCGCUUUUGGGUGUACUCGCGUGGUUCGUUCUCCGUCGAAGAAAGAACGCCUCAGCCGACCCCCGACCCACCAACGAAAGUUAUUCCGGAGAUGGUUACGCUGGGCAGCAUGAACAGGGAACUGGAUAUGCUGUGCAGCCCUACGGCACUGGAGCAUACACGCCAGUCCCCACCUCUCAGGGUGAGGAGCACGGAACAGGAGCCGUUAUGCAGGAGAAACCUUAUGCUCCUACUACUUAUAAGCCUUAUGAUCCCAGGUAG